CGCUGCGGAGGCAAGCGGCGGCGCGCGGACGGUUGGUCCGGCUCUCUGGCCUGGCUGCAGGCAAGUCUAGUUCGGCGCUGUCGGAUACUUGGGGUGAGCGGAAAGCAUGGCGGGGACCUCCGCGCAAGGCAGCAAGAGGCGGAGCGAGCCCCCGGCGCCUCGCCCCGGCCCGCCGCCGGGCACCGGGCACCCCCCGAGCAAGCGGGCCCGGGGCUUCUCCGCAGCCGCUGCCCCGGACCCUGACGACCCGUUCGGCGCGCAUGGGGACUUCACUGCCGACGACCUGGAGGAGCUUGACACCCUCGCGUCACAGGCCCUGAGCCAAUGUCCGGCCGCGGCUCGGGACGUGUCCAGUGAUCAUAAGGUCCACAGAUUAUUAGAUGGCAUGUCAAAAAAUCCUGCAGGGAAAAACAGAGAAACUGUUCCAAUUAAAGAUAAUUUUGAAUUAGAGGUACUUCAGGCACAAUACAAAGAACUUAAAGAAAAGAUGAAAUUAAUGGAAGAAGAAGUUCUCAUUAAGAAUGGAGAAAUUAAAAUUUUGCGAGACUCACUACAUCAGACGGAAUCCGUUCUAGAGGAACAGAGAAGAUCACAUUUUCUUCUUGAGCAAGAGAAAACCCAAGCACUCAGUGACAAGGAAAAGGAAUUCUCCAAAAAGCUCCAAUCAUUGCAGUCUGAACUCCAGUUUAAAGAUGCAGAGAUGAAUGAAUUAAGGACAAAGCUCCAGACCAGUGAACGAGCAAAUAAACUGGCUGCUCCCUCUGUUUCCCAUGUCAGUCCUAGGAAAAACCCUUCUGUGGUUAUAAAGCCAGAAGCAUGUUCUCCACAAUUUGGAAAAACAUCUUUUCCUACAAAGGAGUCUUUUAGUGCUAACAUGUCCCUUCCCCACUCCUGCCAGACGGAGUCAGGAUACAAGCCUCUGGUGGGCAGAGAGGAUAGUAAGCCCCACAGUCUGAGAGGUGACUCCAUAAAACAAGAAGAGGCCCAGAAAAGCUUUGUUGACAGCUGGAGACAGAGAUCAAACACUCAAGGUUCCAUUUUGAUAAACCUGCUCCUGAAGCAGCCUUUGAUCCCAGGGUCAUCCCUAAGCCUUUGCCACCUCCUGAGUAGUAGUUCUGAGUCUCCUGCUGGCACCCCCCUGCAGCCACCAGGGUUUGGCAGUACCUUGGCUGGAAUGUCAGGCCUCAGGACCACAGGUUCUUAUGAUGGGUCAUUUUCCCUCUCAGCCCUGAGAGAAGCACAGAACCUGGCAUUCACUGGACUGAAUCUGGUUGCCAGGAAUGAGUGCUCACGUGAUGGAGACCCAGCAGAGGGAGGCAGAAGGGCCUUCCCACUCUGCCAGCUUCCUGGAGCCGUGCAUUUCCUCCCCCUUGUACAGUUCUUCAUCGGCUUACACUGCCAGGCCUUGCAGGACUUGGCAGCUGCUAAGAGAAGCGGAGCACCUGGGGACUCACCGACACAUUCCUCCUGCGUGAGCUCUGGGGUAGAGACCAACCCUGAGGACUCAGUGUGCAUCCUGGAAGGCUUCUCUGUGACUGCACUUAGCAUUCUUCAGCACCUGGUGUGCCACAGCGGAGCAGUCGUCUCCCUAUUACUGUCAGGAGUAGGGGCAGAUUCUGCUGCUGGGGAAGGAAACAGGAGCCUGGUUCACAGGCUUAGUGAUGGAGAUAUGACCUCAGCCCCAAGGGGGGUUGCUGAUGACCAAGGACAGCACCCACUGUUGAAGAUGCUUCUUCACCUGUUGGCUUUCUCUUCUGCAGCAACAGGACACCUUCAAGCCAGUGUCCUGACCCAGUGCCUUAAGGUUUUGGUGAAAUUAGCCGAAAACACUUCUUGUGAUUUCUUGCCCAGAGCCGCAAGACUGGGGAGAACUGUGAACACAACCAGCCCACCCCCUCAUCCAAUAAUCCAGUCUCCCUCUCAGCACUCUACCAAAGGGUUCCAGUGUGUGUUCCAAGUGCUGCCAAAGUGCCUCAGCCCAGAGACACCCCUGCCUAGCGUGCUGCUGGCUGUUGAGCUCCUCUCCCUGCUGGCGGACCACGACCAGCUGGCACCUCAGCUCUGUUCCCACUCGGAAGGCUGCCUCCUGCUGCUGCUGUACAUGUACAUCACAUCACGGCCUGACAGAGUGGCCUUGGAGACACAAUGGCUCCAGCUGGAACAAGAGGUGGUGUGGCUCCUGGCUAAGCUUGGUGUGCAGAGCCCCUUGCCCCCAGUCACUGGCUCCAACUGCCAGUGUAAUGUGGAGGUGGUCAGAGCGCUCACGGUGAUGUUGCACAGACAGUGGCUGACAGUGCGGAGGGCAGAGGGGCCCCCAAGGACCGAGCAGCAGAGGCGGACAGUGCGCUGUCUGCGGGACACGGUGCUGCUGCUGCACGGCCUAUCGCAGAAGGACAAGCUCUUCAUGAUGCACUGCGUGGAGGUCCUGCAUCAGUUUGACCAGGUGAUGCCGGGGGUCAGCAUGCUCAUCCGAGGACUUCCUGAUGUGACCGACUGUGAAGAGGCAGCCCUGGAUGACCUCUGUGCCGCGGAAACCGAUGUGGAAGACCCCGAGGUGGAGUGUGGCUGAGGCCCUGAGUGUCCAGCCACAUGGUGGCACCAGCACCACUCCUUUCCUUACCACAUCAACUGAUUAAAGCAGUGACCAGCAGGAACUGCCCAGAGAACUGG
Messenger RNA from Gorilla gorilla gorilla (western lowland gorilla), 2670 nucleotides. It is a transcript of the gene ATRIP, whose product is annotated as ATR interacting protein. Bases 107 to 2569 code for a protein of 820 amino acids. NCBI's taxonomy places the organism in Eukaryota, Metazoa, Chordata, Mammalia, Primates, Hominidae. The record is from RefSeq and is a predicted model, not a curated record. Gene Ontology annotation, biological process: DNA repair; DNA damage checkpoint signaling. The transcript is spliced from 14 exons.